UUCACACACCAGAGAUUCAAAACUGAAGAGCUGCUACAUAUUCACGUUUCUUUUUUAGCUCUCGUGUCCGUCGUUUGUAUUUCUGUUGAGCACUCUGUGGCUCACAGGACGUGUGAAAGGCAUUUCCGUGCUCUUCACUGUACAAGUGACAGAAACGUGUCACGACUGUGUGAACAUGAAACCCACCCACACCACGAGAAAUGGGCAGGAACAAUAUGUUCCCUAAAAUAUGGUUGCUCGCAGAUGACCAUCGUUGGUUCCAGUCUGUUAGAGGAAGAGCAUCAGCCCGCAACUACAGUUCAUCCGUUUCACCCUCAGUUACUGGGUCCAUGAUGAGUAAAAAGCUGCUAGCAGAUGUAGACUGCGGGGUGGACGAUGCUCAGGCCAUCAUGUUGGCGCUGGCCGCCCCAAACGUGGAGCUCCUGGGUAUCACUUGUGUGCAUGGAAACACCACAGUGGAGAAUGUGUGUAAGAACACACUGCGCGUUCUGCAAGCCUGUAAUAAACUCGAGAUUCCAGUGUUUAAAGGUGCUGCUAAGCCUAUCCUUGGGAAAAGGAUUGAUGCGGGACACUUUCAUGGGCAGGACGGGCUGGGAGACGCUCCUGACCCCAACGCUCCUGCUCUGGACCUGGUUCAGAAGGAGGACGCUGUGUCUGCUAUGAUCAGGAUUGUCAAUGAAAACCCAGGAGAGGUAUCUCUGGUUGCCACGGCACCCCUCACCAACCUGGCUCUAGCUGUGAUGAUUGAUCCAUCUCUACCAAGCAAACUGCGAGGGCUCUACAUCAUGGGAGGCAACACUGAAUCUCGAGGAAACACCACAGUGUGUGGUGAAUUCAAUUUUGCUGCUGAUGCUGAAGCUGCUUACAUUGUACUGAAUGACUACCAGUGUCCCAUCUACUUGAUUUGCUGGGAGUUUACCUGCUACAGCAAGCUGUCCUGGGAGUUUUGUGACGCCUGGUUGGCACAGGACACAGAUAAAGCUCGCUUCAUGGCACGGAUCUUUCGUCACAGCAUCGAGGCGUCACAAAGCGAGCGCCUCCAGAAAGAGUUUGUUGCUGGCACAGGUUUUGUUUCCUGCGACUCGUACGCCAUGGCAGCCGCCGUAGACGACUCAUUCAUCAUAGAAAGCGACCAGUAUCCAGUCAGCGUAGAGCUGACGGGCACACACACCAGAGGCAUGAUGGUAGUAGAUACUGUAGACUUACUGAAGAAGACUCACAAGGCUUUCAUCGUUAAGAAGGUGGAUAUGGAGAUGUUCAAGCAGAUGAUGAUGGCUGCUUUGAAAUGACAGCAAGGACUGAUUUUUCACUUACUGUAUAUGUAGAACUUAAUUUUAUAGAAAUUGCUUUUUAAUAC
Molecule: messenger RNA, 1357 nt
Organism: Seriola dumerili (greater amberjack)
Lineage: Eukaryota; Metazoa; Chordata; Actinopteri; Carangiformes; Carangidae
Product: inosine-uridine preferring nucleoside hydrolase-like
Exons: 7
Coding region: 201-1289 (362 amino acids)
Molecular function (GO): hydrolase activity, hydrolyzing N-glycosyl compounds
Source: RefSeq, a predicted model, not a curated record